Molecule: messenger RNA, 6454 nt
Organism: Morone saxatilis (striped sea-bass)
Lineage: Eukaryota; Metazoa; Chordata; Actinopteri; Moronidae
Product: A disintegrin and metalloproteinase with thrombospondin motifs 7
Biological process (GO): proteolysis; extracellular matrix organization
Cellular component (GO): extracellular matrix
Molecular function (GO): metalloendopeptidase activity
Source: RefSeq, a predicted model, not a curated record
GCAUUCCCCUUUAAGCCUCCAGUCCCACUGAAAGAUAGCCCAUUGUCUUAAGUCCACCCAUCUGUGGGGGUGGCUCUGCGAAAGUUUGCCGAAGAAGUUUUUAAGCUGUCACUGGCUGUCGGUAGGAGACAGAUGGAGGACGGAGGGGACAGAGACUCGUAAGCAAACGUUAACACCGACAUACAAACAAGCCAAUAAGACUGAGAAUGCAACAAAAACGCCCCGUGGAGGCAGACGAUGUUCAGGCCUAAAUUGGAAAAGUUUGUUGGGGCUGUCACAGUUUAAGUGCAUGGUCGCAACAAAGCCCAGAUGGAAAUCAUUUGAAUUGACAGUCGACGCGGUGUAAGAAAGGCAUUAAAUGCUUCUAAAACACAGGCUACCGUCCUGACAACAUGACCCGUUUGGACUGCGGGCGUCACGCCUUUGGACAAGGACUCUCCCCCAUUCACUUCUGCAUCGCACUUCUGAUGAUCCUGGAAAACUGCAGGACGUUGGGAUUAUCACAUGAACCAGAGAGAUUUCUGCAGAAUCUGCCUCAGUAUGAAGUGGUUCACCCCAUUAGAGUGGAUGCCAGAGGUCACUUCCUGUCCAACUUCCUGUCUCACCAUGCUCGCCGUGUACAGCGCAGGGAAGCCUCAGAGGGACCGGUGAACUUGGAUCGAGUCUUCUACCAGUUUAGGCAUGGCGGCUACAGCUUGCACUUUAACCUCACCCUCAACCCACACCUGCUGGCUCCGGGCUUCCUGACGGAGAGGAGGUAUGGUGGCCUCGAAGGGGCCCAGAUCCAUCCAUCCACCGGAUCCUUCCGGUGCCAUUUCUUAGGUGAUGUGUGGGAUCAGGACACUGUUAAAGGGAGCGCAGCCAUAAGCACCUGUGAUGGCCUGACAGGACUGUUCAAGUUGUCUGACGAAGAGUUUUUCAUUCAACCUGUGGAGAAAUCCAGUGACGAGUCCUCAGCACCACGAGCCCACGCCAUCUACAAACGUCACACGUCCUCUCCCCACUGGAGUCCAGUCGUACAGCCCAUCUCAGGGAACCAAGCUCUCAACGGCACCUGUGGAAUUAAAAAUUCCCAUCAAAGUUUUGAAGACAUUGAGAGACAGCGGGAGCGGUGGGAGCACCGCCAGCAGAGACGAAGGAGGAGAAUUCACCAACGCUCAGUCAGCAAAGAGAAGUGGGUGGAAACGCUGGUGGUGGCUGACCCUAAAAUGGUGGAGUAUCAUGGGAGCAAAGCUGUGGAAAGCUAUGUUCUCGCUGUCAUGAACAUUGUGGCAGGUCUGUUCCGAGAUGCCAGUAUUGGAAACGCAAUCAACAUUGUGGUUGUUCGACUCAUCCUACUGGAGCAGGAUGAGGACGACUUAAAGAUUACACACCAUGCUGACAACAGCCUGAACAGCUUCUGUAAGUGGCAGAAGAAACUCAACAUGAAAGGAGAAGAACACCCGCUGCACCAUGACGUGUCAGUUCUGCUCACCAGGAAGGACAUCUGUGCAUCCAUCAACAUGCCUUGUGAGACUCUGGGUCUGUCCCAUGUGGCUGGGAUGUGUCAGCCACAUCGCAGUUGCAGCAUCAGUGAGGACACCGGCCUCCCAUUGGCCUUCACUGUAGCUCAUGAGCUGGGACACAACUUUGGGAUUCAGCAUGAUGGCAACGGUAAUGACUGUGAACCCAUUGGGAAACGACCUUUCGUCAUGUCUCCACAGCUCCUGUACGGCACCUCCCUGCCCAGGUGGUCACGCUGCAGUCGCCAGUAUAUCACCCGCUUCUUGGAUCGUGGCUGGGGCUGGUGCCUUGAUGACGCUCCGGUGAAGGAGAAGCUGUCUCUGAACUCGGUGCUUCCCGGGGUUCUGUACAGCGCUGCCCAUCAGUGUCGGCUGCAGUAUGGAUCUGGAUCUCUGCUCUGUGAUGACAUGGACAAUGUAUGCAGCACUCUGUGGUGCACUGUGGGAACAACCUGCCACUCAAAGCUGGAUGGGGCUGUGGAUGGGACCAGUUGUGGUGAGGAUAAGUGGUGUUUCAGUGGAGAGUGUGUGGCAACCGGAUAUCAGCCAGAGAGUGUAAAUGGUGGCUGGGCAUCAUGGAGUGAGUGGUCGGGCUGUUCAAGGACGUGUGGGGCUGGAGUCCGAAGUGCCCACAGAGACUGUGAUAACCCAGUUCCAAAGUACGGAGGGAAGUAUUGUCUGGGAGAGCGACGGAGGUACAAGAUCUGUAACACCCCACCAUGUCCUAAUGACCUGCCCACCUUCAGAGACAUUCAGUGUAGUCACUUUAACACCAUGCCAUAUAAGGGAAAGUUUUACAAAUGGGAAGCAGUCAUCAACAGAGUCAGCCCUUGUGAACUGCACUGCCGUCCACUGAAUGAACAUUUCUCUGAAAAGAUGCGGGAUGCUGUGACCGAUGGGACACCGUGUUACGAAGGCAACAAAAGCAGAGAUAUGUGCAUCAAUGGCAUCUGUAAGAAUGUAGGCUGUGAUUAUUUGAUUGAGUCCAACGCUGUCGAGGAUCGCUGUGGGGUGUGUGAUGGUAACGGCUCCACCUGUACGACUGUGAGGAGAACAUUUGAGGAGAGUGAAGGACUUGGCUACGUAGACAUUGGACUGAUCCCAGAGGGAGCCUGGGGCAUCCGCAUUGAGGAGGUGGCUGAAGCCGGGAAUUUCUUGGCACUACGAAGUGACAACCCCAACAAGUAUUUUCUGAACGGCGGCUGGACGAUCCAGUGGAAUGGGGAGUACAAGGCAGCUGGAACAGUAUUCACCUAUGAGAGGACAGGACACCUGGAGAACCUGACGUCUCCUGGGCCCACCAUGGAACCACUGUGGAUUCAGCUUCUCUUUCAGGAGACCAAUCCAGGAGUUCGGUACGAGUACACAAUCAGUCAAAAUGUCUCACAGGGCAACGACAUCCCUGAGUCAGUUUUCUCCUGGAAAUAUGGUUCAUGGACUGAAUGCAGUGUUACCUGUGGAACAGGUGUUCAGAGGCAGAUUGUUCACUGUGUGGAAAAGACAACUGGGAUAGUGGAGGCGCACUUCUGUGACCCCUUAACCCGACCUGACAAUAACCAAACCAGCUGUAAUAAGGAUCCGUGUCCAGCCAUAUGGUGGGUUGGAGAGUGGCACAAAUGCUCAGCGAGCUGUGGGAGCUCAGGACAGACUAAAAGGACGGUGCUCUGCAUCCAGGCAGUAAGUGUUGAGGAGCAGAAAGCUCUGCAGCCCAGUGAAUGUGAACACAUGCUCAAACCUGAGUCGCUAUCCUCCUGCAACACACACAUCCCGUGCCCCGCUGACUGGACCACUGGCAGUUGGUCAAAGUGUUCACUGACUUGUGGAAGUGGAGUACGUCGCCGUAAUGUUACCUGCUCCAGAAACACAGGUGUUGACUGUGACCCCCAAAAGAAGCCCCUUGCUGUCACUACCUGCUACAUCCAGGACUGUCCACAAGUAGUGGAUAAUUUUGGUAUCGACUGGUCUGGAAGUGGCUGGUCGAGCAAAGAAGUGCUCAAUGAAAUUAACUCCAUACCUGACGUCAAACCUCCUCCCAAAUACAGCACCACCAGAGCCCAGCCAAGAAAUCAAAAUAACCUUAACAACAUUGUUGAGGGAGAUUUUCAUUACCACAACAACAUUGAGAAUAUUGAUCGCUCUCCGGAAAACAGUGUUCAAGUUGACGAUUUUUACUAUGACUAUAACUUUAUCAACUUCCAUGAAGACUUGUCAGAUGACUUUGAGGGUGAUGGAAAAGAUUCAGGGGACAGUCACAGAUUUAGUGCUCCACAGGAGGCCAAGCCAACCCGCAGUGUGAAAGAAAAUGCUUACAUGGAGAAUAAAGCUCCCACAGCUACUUCAGCUGUUUCUACAACUUCAAAGGCCACUGCCUACACUGUAAAAGCUGAAGAUCCAGAGAGCAGAAAUCUGGACAAUGUGAAGGACAAUGAAAAUGCAGCAACAAAGGAAUUUAUGCAAACAAAUUCCGAAAAUUUGGAUGACUUCCUUUCUGAGGAUUAUCUUCUGCCUGUGUCGACCAAUCGCUCACCGCCAUCUACAACUCAGCAUUCACAAACACUAAAAGAGAGACAUGACAAUCUGUGGCGGCCUGAAAACAUUAGCACAAUACCUGAUCUGAUUUUCACUACAAAGGAGCCAACGCAGGAUGUGAAAUGGGAGCAAUAUGGGAAGGAGGCUCAAAACAACUUUGAAAAUUUUACUGCAGAGGACAAUCCUACUGAGAAUGUCACUGUGACACCAAAACAUGCUGCUCCCACUCCUGGACAUGAAACCACUAUAGAUAAUUUUGUCUCUACAACAAUAAGUGCUCAGGAGACAAAAGGACAUGAUGAUUAUGAGUACAGUUACGAUGAAAAAAGUACACUUGUUCCCGACAUCUCUGCAGACCAAGAAGGUGAAGAGAGUCCAGAACCUCUAGGCUCUCCCACGCCAGGAACUAUAACUCAAGUUAAGACUGAAGUCCAACUGGACAAGAGUGUUUCAGAAAUACCUCAAACAACCAGUCAAUCAACAAUCUUUCCAACUACCUUCACAUUGGAGGAUUUGGACUUAGAUCAGACAGGAUAUGCCACUAGUCAGUACUCAUGGGAUACUGAUCCUGACCUCAGUACAACCUCACUUCCUGCCUCUGAGAGAUCCAGUCCUCUUCCCAUUCCCUUCGUGCCAAUCUCAGGUAACCAAGAGGCCUCUGAGGACUCCACAUCGUUUACUGGAACAGAAAUCAUACCUCCUACAAACCUGGAAGGAGCCACACAGCCUUCUCCAGCUGAUUUUCUGCCAGCUACAAUGGAACAGAUACCGACAAAACCUGCCUUCACUGAAAGAACUGGAACAGAUUCCACAUCCCAAUCUCCAUCAUUUGAUUUAGCUGAUUUUGACUACAAUGAAAUAGUCGUUCCCAUGAUGGUGAGAAGCAGUAGCAGUGACCCUGGGCCUUCACAUCAGCUUCCAACAAACACAGCAGCCGCUCCUAAACAUAGCACAACACCUGCUGUGCCCAGUUUGCCAACCAAUCAACCUAUUCUGUUGCCACUUCCAGUGCCAACAUCUGUCCAAACUUCAGCCUCCACACAUGUCACUACUGCUGCCUACUGGGUCACCGGAAACUGGAGCGCUUGCUCCACCAGCUGUGGUCUGGGUGCCAUCUGGAGAACUUUGGCUUGCAGCACUGGCUCAGACUCUGACUGUGAUCCAGCCAAGAGGCCAGCGCCAGCCCAGCGAUGUUACCUGCGCCCCUGCUCCACAUGGAAAGUUGAAGAAUGGAGUAAGUGCUCCAAGAAUUGUGAAGGUGGUGUUAAAUCACGAGAGGUCCAGUGUUUUGACAUGCGGGAUCAAAGACCCCUACGACCUUUCCACUGCAGGGCCAUGUCCUCCAGGCCACAAACCCAGAUUCCCUGUAACCUUCAGCCAUGUCUUGAGUGGUACUCCUCCUCCUGGGGUCAGUGCUCUGAGGUGUGUGGAGGGGGUGAGCAGCAGCGUAUAGUCGCCUGUCCAGAGGAGGAUCGAUGCAACAGGGACCUGCAGCCCAGCAACAUCCAAUCAUGUCAUAGUCAGUCUUGUACUCAGUGGCUUACUGGAUCUUGGGGACAGUGUUCAGCUUCCUGCGGCGGAGGAGUGCAGCGUCGGCUCAUCAAAUGUGUUAACACAAAGGCAGAUGAAGAAGUGGAUCAAGCUCAAUGUGACCAUGAGCCGCAGCCUGAGAGCCUCCAGAAGUGUAACCUACAGGAGUGUGAGCGCGCCCCCUCUGGAACACAAUGUGUUCGAGAUCGGCUAACGUUUCGCUUCUGUCAGACUCUCCGCUGGCUCGGCCGUUGCCACUUGCCCAACAUUCGAGCACAGUGCUGCAAAACCUGCAGCCAACGUUCCCGCUCCAGCAGCACGUCUCGCCGUUGAGGUGCAACAAAAUAAACACACGUCUCAUCAACAGGAAUACUGACUCGUCCGACGCCAAAACUCUGCAUGUUUGGGCUGGAGAAAUUAUUAUAGAGGGCUGAAAUUAAUUGGAAAUGUAACAAAGCAUAGCCUCAAAACAAUGAGAAUGUAAAUAUUUGUUUGCACUUUUUAUAUUAUACAGUUUUACCAUUUAUGGAUCAGGAUUUCUUUGUAACAGAUACGGUGCUACAUAAGGGGUUUCUCGUCAAUGUAGCCUGCUUAGUAAUGCUAUUACACUAUUACACAUGUAGAUAAACCACUCAUUAACCUUUAUGGUUGGUACAAUGCUUUCAUUUUUACUGACAGCAGCAGAAACUGAACAGAAUAAAACAAACAGGUAUACAAUUGUUUUGUGUGUUAUGAAUCAAAAAACUAAGUGGUGCAUAAAUGCUUGAUUGGACAUUUAAAAAUAAUUGACCGUUAGCUAAGCCCUGCCCCCCUUACUUACUAUUGCUACACCUGUACAGCUAAUAAUAAUAAUGCAGUGGCAGAAAACACAAAAUCAGACUUCUGGUUUGUAA